Molecule: messenger RNA, 1692 nt
Organism: Suillus discolor
Lineage: Eukaryota; Fungi; Basidiomycota; Agaricomycetes; Boletales; Suillaceae
Exons: 4
Coding region: 1-1692 (563 amino acids)
Source: RefSeq, a predicted model, not a curated record
AUGACGAGCUCAACUACCGGCAUCUUACCAAUGGUCAGCUCAUCGAACGCCUUCCCCACACGGCAUCUCCAACCGCGCAUGGACAAGCUCCUGGACAAUGAUCUUGAAGGUAAUGUCAUGUGGGAAGAAACAGAUCUCCCCGCCAUCACCCCUUCUCUCAUGGAUCACCUGAUCACCAUAUUGACUCUUCACAUUGUGGACAUCGAGAAUAUUACCUACCACAGCAGGGUGCCCAUAUUCACCGAUAGCAAGUGGCAACUCAAUAAAGAUGCGAAGAAGCAGACACCGAAGCAGAAGCAGGCACUGGAUGCACGUUCUGAUCUGGAAGAGUUGAAGAUAGAUCGUGAAGGAUCCUCUGCAUCAGUGGCCUCUGACACCAGCGACCAGACCUCGGGCUGUCGAGAAUACAACCCCCAAAACCCGAUCAGCAGGUUAUCCUUGAAGCAGACCGAAGAGCAAAAAUGGGUGCAUGUCUUCAAUUCUAUCUACACAGCCAUGCGCAUGAAAUACAGGGAUACGCACCCUUUUUGCUCAUCUGUAUUCCCUUUCGAGCUCCAAAUACCCAAAUGCCCACAUCGACAUUGGUCUCCAGAGUUCUGCAAUACUCCUAUUCCGGACGCGACCAACGUCCAAAAAUCCGACAUAGUCAUGCUUAAUAGCAAUGUUCAAUCAAAAGGCUGGGCGCACAUCCUUACUUGCAUCGAGAUCACCGAAUCUGAUCUUAGUGCACACCGCGACAUACCAUUGUUCAAGGGGACAACCACCAAGGGUUAUCUCAUGAUGCGAGAACAACCUUGGUGUCGCUUCGUCGUCCUUUUCAGCCUUGCAUCAAACAAUCUCCGCCCUCAUUAUAUGGACCGCUCGGGCCUCAUCAUCACACGCCCUAUCUCAGUCAUCAAAAACCUGGCACGUCUUGUCGAUAUGCUUAACACCAUGUCGCUAGCGAACAGCAAAGCGUAUGGCAUGGAUCCCACCAUGCAUAUGUGCGAUGAGUCAUGCGAGGAAACGGAAUGUGACUUGGAGGGCAAGGCGAUAGGCUGGAUAGAGGGCAAGGACAAGGAAAAAUUAUUUAUUAUAUCCAUCUUAUGGAGAAGCCAGGGUCUUUUCUCCCGCGGAACUGUUUGUUAUUGUGUUCGGGAUCAGCAUGGACGAGACUAUGCACUGAAGGAUUGUUGGGUGGAGGAGGCAAAGAGAACCAACCCACGAGGAAAAGCGCACAAGGCGAUGGUACAAAGGAAUGUCCUACACGGAGACCUUAGCCCCAACAACUUUGUUAUCUUCGAUGGACACGGCUACUUCAUCGACUUUGACCACGCUCAGAUCAUCAUGGAAGUCAACACUAGUUUUCGUUCACGGGGUACUGGUACUGUGCCAUACAUGUCUAUCCGCCUUCUCUAUGCAGCAGCUGCAAUUGAAAGAGCCAAUGGUGGGGAAAGUGUGGUGAUCGAACACACUGCCAGUGAUGACCUUGAAUCUCUGUUCUACAUCUUUGUCGACUGCGUUACCACGUUCGAUGGGCUGAUGGGCAAGCAAACAGACCCCAAGAUGGAACGGUGGGGUCAGGCCAUUGAGGACAUGGAUGCAGAUCAGAAGCGCGGAGGCGUUACUCAUGAAGAGAUUGAGGAAGUCCUCAAUGCAUGGAUGUCUCAUGAGGGUGCUGAUGAGCCUCUUCCACCGGAAGAAGUUCAUUGA